Besnoitia besnoiti is the source of this 462-nucleotide messenger RNA. RefSeq lists its product as uncharacterized. The record is from RefSeq and is a predicted model, not a curated record. NCBI's taxonomy places the organism in Eukaryota, Apicomplexa, Conoidasida, Eucoccidiorida, Sarcocystidae. The transcript has a single exon. Bases 1 to 462 code for a protein of 153 amino acids.
AUGAUCGGGGUCAGAAAAAGCAGACAUUCCCGCGCUUCGGGCCACACUUGUGGAGGGGACAAAGGCUUCAAAGAGAGUCAGCCUCACGCAGCCUAUCCGGGCUGCCACCGAACUCGCAUGCAGAUUCUGGAAAGGGCAAUCGUUUCCAGUCGGCAUCAUGGGAGUCAGAAUAUCCGCCUGCAACAACCAGGAGAGUUUCACAUGCUCGGAACAGCAGACGGCCCCGAAAUCCUCGGUCCCAGCAGCUCACUCAGCCAAUUCCCGUCCUGUUCCCCUCCGAAGUAUGCUUCUGGGGUAAACCGUCCGCGCGGAGACGCCGGAAGGAACUGCGUCAGGUACAAGGCAGUGCAGGAUUUUUUUCGUCCGCACCCCGCCUUGCAGAGGGUGAACUUGAGACCAAUGCACGUGCCAGGCCUUGUCCCUUUUCUAACCCCCCCUCGAUGCGAUGCGGCAAUUCCCUAA